AUGGCUUCAGACAACUUUUGGAAACUAAGAUUUAUACUUGUUCUAACUUUAAGUGCAGUAAAUUUAACAACUGGACAGUAUUAUAAAAUAACUUUCAUAAAAGAUGAAGAGUUAGAAAAAUGGACUUUUGUCGGAAAUGUAUCAGACGCACCUGGAUUCAUAAGGUCGAUUCCGGCAGCAGAUCGAGGAAGUUUGCUCUUCCAUUUCUUGGAGCAGACGAUGAUUAAUUCUAUACUUAGCAUACAUGAUGAGACUGGUUCCUUAUUUACAACUGUCGUUAUUGAUCGGGAAUCAAUCCCAGAAUGCUUUGUACCUGAACCAUGUGUUUUGUCGUUCGACAUUGCUGCAACUUCAAAAUGGAAAGAUAGUUUGUUUGAGAUUAUUUCUGUAAAUGUUGUUAUCAACGAUAUAAACGAUAAUUCGCCAACUUUUCCACGUGAUACUCAAGCAAUUGCUAUAUCAGAAGCAGCAGUAAACGGGUCGUCAUAUUUGAUUGAAAGUGCAAAUGACAAUGACACAGGUGCAAAUAAUUCUAUUCAGUAUUAUGAACUUAUUGGUGAUUUAAAUGUUUUCGCAUUAGAUGUAGAACGUAAACUCGACGGAAGACUUUCAGUAAAACUUCUUAUAAUUGGAAAGUUAGAUCGAGAAAGGAAAGAUUCUUAUACUUGUACCGUAAUUGCCAAAGAUGGUGGCAGACCUCAACGAGCUGGAACGAUGGAAUUGAAUAUUACUAUUACAGAUGAAAAUGAUAAUGCGCCGUACUUUACUAAAACUGCUUAUAAUGUAACUGUAAAGGAAGAUACUGAAGAUGGCACUGGUAUUUUACAGAUAAGUGCCACUGACAAUGACAUUAAAGAAAACAGUUGGCUUUUAUAUCAUCUAAGUCCACAUCAGUCAGAUCUGGAAGAAUUCAAGUCACUGUUUUAUAUUAAUGAAAACACAGGCGUUCUCGGUGUAAUUGGCCAGUUGGUCUAUGAACCAGGAAAAAUUUACAAAGUAAUUGUUGAGGCCGUAGAUCGAGGCAAGCCGUCAUUGUUAUCCACAAAUCAAGCUGUGGUAACAGUUUACGUAGAGGAUACUGGAAAUAACCCUCCAACUGUAAAAAUUAAUCUUUUAUCAAGUGGCAGUGGACGCGUUGUCAAUGUUUCUGAAUUUUCGACAGUAGAUACUUUUGUUGCCCAUGUUGAAGUGAAAGAUAAGGACACGGGACAGAAUGGAGAUGUUAGUUGUUCUGUUGUUGAUUCAUCUUUUGCCCUUAAAACUUUAUCAAAUAAAGGCUUUAAAGUUGUUGUAGCUAAAACAUUAGACAGUGAAAAACAAGAUCUUCAUACAGUAGUCAUAACUUGUAAGGAUAAAGGUAACCCUGUUCUAAGUUCUUCUGAUAAUUUCCUUGUACGUGUCACUGAUGAAAACGACAGCACCCCGAAAUUUACAAAAAAUAAAUAUUUUGAAGAUUUCUUUGAAAAUAAUAACAGAGGGGACCUAGUUAUAUCUGUAAGAGCAACAGAUGCUGAUAAAAGUAAUACAAAUAACUCCAAGAUUGAAUAUUAUUUAGAACCAGCAGUACGGGACUACUUUGCAAUUGACGCAAGCACUGGGACAAUUAGGGCACUUGCAUCUUUUGACCGAGAAGACAAAAGUGUGUGGACUUUUAAAGCUUUUGCAUGUGAUUUUGGAAAGCCACCACUCACUGGUAAUGCAACGGUCAAUAUCCGAAUAAAAGAUGAAAAUGAUAAUGCGCCAAAAUUUUCAAAUGCAACUUUUCUGUUCUAUGUUCAAGAAAGUCUUCCAUCAGGAACUGUCAUUGAUAGACUUACAGCAGAGGAUUAUGAUGUUGAUGAAAACGGAAUGUUCACUUAUGCUAUUGCUGAUACAAAAGAAAUGAAACUGCCAUUUUUACUCUUACCUGAUGGAGUUAUAAAAACGGUUAUGGAAUUAGAUAGAGAAAAGAAAGAGUCUUAUGAAUUUACUGUUAUUGCAAUAGAUAAAGGAGUUCCGAAAAGAACUAGUAGUGCUAAUGUUGUUGUUAAAGUGACUGAUGUUAAUGACCAGUCACCGAAAAUUGUGUUCCCUAAAAAAGACAUAAAUGAUACAAUCGUUAUCGAUCAUUUAAAACCAAGCGGAAGUUUCAUUACAAAAAUAGAAGCUUACGAUCUAGAUGAGGGAGAAAAUAGUAAAUUGUCGUAUGUUAUCGAAGAAGAUAAUUCAAAUAGGUUGUUUUUACUUAAUCUUAAAUCUGGAGUUCUUUCAGUGGCUCAGCCAUAUGAAGUUGAAGAGAAUGCAGAAGAGAAAUUUACGUUGGUGAUUGCAGUGCAUGAUGGGGGAAUACCUCAAAGAUUUGAAAGAGGAGAAUUAAAUGUUGUAAUUAAAUACAGUAACGAGACAACCACUGAGCCACCACCUGUAAGUUCAGGACCAAACACGAAUAUUGUUAUAGUCAUAGUGGUUAUAUUUUUGACGUUCUUCUUGUCUUUGGCGGUUAUAAUUGUGAUCUGUGUCAUACGGAAGUUUGACAGAAAUAGAAUGAAGACUCAGAAUAUUCAAAUAAACAAGCUUCCAAAUAACAUGACUGAGAUAAGAGACAAUACUGCUAAUGGUACGAUCAUGUCCCGUCCAUACGAUAAAGUCGACUCACUGAAAAAGAAAAAGGAAUCUAGAUUUUCAGUUGAAGAUGGCUUAGAUGGGCUAGGAAUUCACAAAUGGAACUUUUCAAACAAUUCUGUGUUCACAGAGCCAGUUACAGAGUAUUUCACAGAAAAGCAGACUGUACAUGGUCAGUAUAGUGAUAAUAUGACCAGCUUUUUAACUCAUCUGAUCUAUGUUCACGGUCAUCCGUUAGUCACCUUCUUGAAUAUCCAUGUAAUAAGGGUGUUAGGUUCUGUUGGAGGAAUCUGUGCUUUGACGGCAUUUAGUGGAGUGGUGGUUGCCCUUGUGGAAUUAUGGUCAUGUAUAAUACAAGAUUUUCAGGCUCAGCAAGAGAAUGGACAAGAAGCUAACAGACUAGCAAGAGAAGCUAAAAGAAGGGAAGAUGCCGAUGCCGAUGCCGAAGUCUCAGCCCAGGUCUUUCAUGGCAAGCCAAGGAGCAAUAAAGAAGAAAAUGUUCCCGAUAGCUUUGAUAUCUUCGACGAUCCAAUAGGCACAUAUUCACAGCCAACUUCAGAUACACAGACCAAAUGUUUGACUGCCUGA
Molecule: messenger RNA, 3189 nt
Organism: Mercenaria mercenaria
Lineage: Eukaryota; Metazoa; Mollusca; Bivalvia; Venerida; Veneridae
Product: protocadherin-9-like
Exons: 5
Coding region: 1-3189 (1062 amino acids)
Biological process (GO): homophilic cell-cell adhesion
Cellular component (GO): plasma membrane
Molecular function (GO): calcium ion binding
Source: RefSeq, a predicted model, not a curated record